AAUAUCGAUUUUUCUUGUCGUGAAAAAUAUCUUUAAGCAGAAGAAAUUGUAAAAUUACAACCUUCACUUGAGGUUUAUAACUUAAGAAAAGUUUAGAACUCAGUGUGUUGGAUUGGAGGGAGCGCUGGGUGUGCCAGUUAUUAAACUAGAACUAAGCAUUUAUCAUAUUUAAGUGUUUUUUCAUAAAAUUACUUUUUUGAUAAAACUUAAAAAGUCAUCAUGAAUCCCAAUCUCGAUCCAUUUGUGGUGACAGCUAAAGAAAGGCUUCGGUUUCAAGAUCAAUUCAAUGCUUUGGGACCAGUAAAUGGAAUUGUAACAGGAGCGCAAGCAAAAGGUUUCCUUUUAAAAUCACAACUCUCGCCACUGGUUUUGGGACAAAUUUGGGCUCUUGCUGAUACAGAUGCUGAUGGUAAAAUGAAUUUGCGAAAUAUUGAAGUUCCAAAGAUGUUACCACCAACACUUUUGGCGUCUCUGAAACAUGUUGGAACACCCAUUCGCACUCCAACAGGAACAAUGAGUCCCGUCGAAGGUUACAAACAAUUCUUGCCACCAGUUGCAAAUGUACCACCACAACAACAACAGCAACAACCAAUAAUGGCUCAACAACAACCAAUGAUGAUGACACAAGCACCUCUGCCCCAAAUGCCGACAAUGCCUGUUAUGCCAAUGACAUCACAAGCAAUCGCUGGUGGGGUUGUUCAAACAGUUUCACCACAGCAGCAAAUUUCACCUGAAAUGUUAAUGCAACAACAUCAGCAGAUGAUGAUGAUGGCACAACAACAGCAACAACAAUUACCACCACAGCAAAUAAUUCCAGCAAGCAUUCCGACAGGAACAAUUCUACCCACACAACCAGCUAUGAUGAUGUCAAAUAAUAUUCCAAUAAGCGCUGUUGUGCCACCACCAGCAAAGCCACCUUUAGUUGAUCAAUUGAGUAACAGUUCGCUUCUUGAUUCACUUGCACAAGUGCAACCUUUACCAAUCGCUACAAGUGCUUUACCAGCAGCACCAACUCCAACUCCACCACAAAGUGGUCAUGCUAGUCGUUCAAUGUCGUUUUCAGAGAAAGCACCAUCAGUUCCUGAAUCUCCAUCUUCGGAAUGGGCGGUACCACAAUCAUCAAAACUUAAAUUUACACAAUUGUUUAAUGCGACCGAUAAGACACGAAGUGGCUUCUUAACAGGCACGCAAGCACGCGGAAUUUUAUUACAAACAAAAGUACCACAAGCUGAACUUGCAAGAAUUUGGGCACUUUCAGAUCGUGAUGCUGAUGGUCGUUUAGGAUGCGAAGAAUUUGUGCUUGCACUUUAUCUUUGUGAAAUGUAUAUGACUGGAAAACAAAUUCCUGUGGAGCUUCCAGCUGAUCUCAUUCCACCAUCAUUCCGUAAAAUUCCAUCACGUCAUGGAUCGGUUGUAAAUUCACGACAUGGUUCUGUUUCAUCACAAGGUGCAGUUUCAGCUCAUGAUAUUGAUGCUGCUGCUGGAAUGUCACAAUCAUCGUUUGAAGAUAAAAGAAAAGAAAAUUAUGACAAAGGACAAGCUGAGCUUGAACGGCGACGUAAAGCACUUGCUGACAUGCAAAGAAAAGAACAAGAAGAACGUGAAAGGAAAGAACGUGAUGAAGCUGAUAAAAGGGAAAAGGCUCGUCUUGAAGCUGAACUUAAGAAACAACAAGAAAUUGAACGUGAAUUACAACGACAAAAGGAACUCGAAGAAGAGAAAGAAGAGCAAAGGAAUCGUGAAUUGGAGAAGAAAGAACAAGCCAGAAAAGAGGCUGAAAAACAACGACAACUCGAAUGGGAAGCACAAAAACUUCAAGAAAUGGAGCAAGAAAGACAAAAGGAACAAGAUCGUCUUCUCAAACUUAAAGGACAGAAUCAAACAUUAACAAUUGAACUUGAAAGUCUCGAUACGAAAGUUAAAGAAUUAUCACAGAAAAUUUGCGAUACUCGAGUUGCUGUGACAAAUGUUAAGACGGUUAUUGAUGGAAUGCGAUCGACAAGAGACACAUGCGUAAGUGAACAAACGACAUUGAAAGCACAGAUUAAGGAACAAAAUGCAAAACUUGUAAUGUUGAGUCAAGAAAAAGCGAGGAUUGAUGCGAAAGGUAAAGUAAACUCAACGGCCGAUGACCAAGCUGUGUUCACAAACAAACAGAUCAUUAUAAAGCAAUUGAAGGAUAAAGUGGGGAAUAUCAAAGCAGAAAUUGAGGAGAAAUCGUCAGAUAUUACAACUCAUAAAGAACAGAAGAAGGAAGCACGUGAUGAACUCAAUGAGCUGAUAACCAACUGUGAACAACUUUAUAAUGAUUAUGAUGUCGUUCGUAUUCAAGUGUUAGAAUUGAAAAAUAAUCGAAAAAACGAUUCUUACUCAUCUGCGUGGCCAACAACAACAACAACAUCAUCGACAGCGGCAACGAUGAACAGCGCAUGGCCGGUGGAAGAGAAAGAAGCACCUGAACCUGUUGAUACAAGUCGAGACGUAGCACCAGAUGGUUAUGUAAGAUAUCGAGCAGUUUAUGAAUUCUACGCUAGAAAUGAAGACGAAGUUACAUUCCAACCUGGUGACAUCAUUAUGGUGCCAUUAGAGCAAAAUGGUGAAGCUGGUUGGCUUGCUGGUGAGAUUAGUGGACAUACUGGUUGGUUCCCUGAGUCAUAUGCUGAAAAGAUCAACAUUAAUGAUCCAGAACCAUCACGUGUUAGUGCAGAAGUUGCUGCUGUUGUUGAACCAGAGAUAACAAAAACAGAAACAACAAACAUUGAAGCAACAAAUUUAUCAGGCGAACGAUAUGUCGCUUGUUAUCCAUAUCAAUCAGCUGAAGCUGGUGAUUUAGUGUUUGAAGCUGGUGAAGAAGUGCUUGUUGUGAAGAAAGAUGGCGAUUGGUGGACGGGUGUGAUUGGAAACCGAAGUGGAAUAUUUCCAGCGAAUUAUGUACAGCCAGCAGACAAUACAUCAAUGUCAACGACGACAACGACAACAACAUCAAGUAACAUUAGCGAGAUGAAUAAUAAUUUGAGUAACAUGAAUAUCAAUGGAACAGACCAAACAGUCAAUAAUACGAACAGCAGCAUGUCAGCUGAAGAAGCACGCAAUCAAGCUGAUGCUGAUAGUGAAGUGUCACAAAUUAAUACACAAAAUGUUACAAAUGAUGCAAGCAUGCAAGAGUUCCGUGGCAUGACGGCAUCGGCAAGCCUUCGUGCAAAGAAAGGAGAAGUUGCAACAGUUAUUGCGCCUUAUGAAGCGACCAGUAGCGAACAACUUUCACUUCAGAAAGGACAAUUGAUUAUGAUUCGUAAGAAAACAGAUUCUGGAUGGUGGGAAGGCGAACUUCAGACAAAAGGAAGACGUCGUCAAGUUGGUUGGUUUCCAGCGACAUAUGUUAAAGUUCUGGCAGGUGGUCGAAUGAGUGGACGAAGUACACCAUUGUCAUCAAGUAAAAUUAAUCUUCAUGAAACUGUCAUUGAUAAAGUACAAGCGAUGUAUCCUUAUAAAGCUCAGAAUGAUGACGAAUUGAACUUUGAACCAGAUGAUAUCAUUAGCGUGUUAUCGCGAGAUGAGCCGGAUUGGUGGCGAGGUGAACUGAACGGCAUCACUGGUCUCUUCCCCAGUAAUUACGUGCGAACUUUUGUCUCGUCAGGUAAAAUAUGAAGUGAUUAAUUAUUUUAUUUCCUCAAAUUUAUUUUCUGAGACUUUUUUUUAUACUUUUUCAUCAUGAGGUCAAAGAUUCGUGUUGAGUUUUGAAAAUUGUUUAAAAUUUAAAAGAUUUUCGGAGUCAACAUGUGACAAAUGAGAAUUUUUUCUUUUGAUAUGUUAAAGUUGAUUUAGUAGUAAUGUUUAUAUAUCAAUUAUUUGUUCAUUUUUUAUUUACAUUAAUUUAAAUGAGAGCAUAAAUGUCGAUUCAAAUAUAAUAAAGUUUCUUUCUUCUUUUUCUCUCCAAUUGCAAUACAAAAAAUUAAAUUCAUCAUUACAUUCGAUAACAGGUAACAUGUAAGACUAAUCAAAAAAAAAAUAUAUAUAAAUUGUACUAUUAAGUUGUAAUCUAUCGAUAUGAUGGUGACUUCUUUAAAAAGAUAAAAUAAAUAAAAAAGUUUCAAAUUUGUAGUGAUACGCGACUUAAGUUUGAUGAUUUAUUCAGCAGCGGAUUAAUUUAAUCUCAAUCUCAAAAAAAAAUAAUAAUAAUAACAGGAAGAAAUAAGCUCGACAUUUCGAUUAAAUUAGUGAAUUUGAUUAGGCAAAAAUUAAAGAAGAAAAGAAAUCUAACUUGUUAAUCAAUCACAGCCAUUCGUAGCUAGGAGUGAUUUACGAUAACAACCAAUAAAGUAUUCAAAAGAACUUUUUCUCCUUCUCCCAUUUUCGUUGCCGAUUGAGUUGUUAUAAUCAAAAAUUUACAAAAGAAUUAUGAAAAAAAAAAUAAAUCGUUAAAGCUAUGAAGGAAAGGAAAAAAAAUGAUAAUAUAUCUCGUUUCACGUAAUAAUAAAGAGAACAUUUAAAUAGAGCUGAAUUAGUCAAAUAGCUACAUAAACUGCUUCUUCUAUUUAUCGUUUAAACUUCUUGAGUUUGCUACCAAAUUCGAAAAUAAAUAUUAAAAUGACACUUGAAAGUUAAGUUGAAGAUAUAAAUACUAUUAUUAUAAUUAUUAUUAUUAUU
Clunio marinus is the source of this 4647-nucleotide messenger RNA. The record is from the annotation of a GenBank genome assembly. NCBI's taxonomy places the organism in Eukaryota, Metazoa, Arthropoda, Insecta, Diptera, Chironomidae.